Rhodamnia argentea is the source of this 1513-nucleotide messenger RNA. Its product is annotated as damage-control phosphatase At2g17340-like. Gene Ontology annotation, molecular function: ATP binding; pantothenate kinase activity. Gene Ontology annotation, biological process: coenzyme A biosynthetic process. The coding region runs from base 145 to 1257 and encodes 370 amino acids. Lineage: Eukaryota; Viridiplantae; Streptophyta; Magnoliopsida; Myrtales; Myrtaceae. The record is from RefSeq and is a predicted model, not a curated record. Gene Ontology annotation, cellular component: nucleus; cytosol. The transcript is spliced from 12 exons.
UAAACUAAACCGCAUGACGAAGAAUCCAGCACGACAAGCAAAAUCUUCAAGGUCCGAACAUUUCUCACUCCGUCGAAUCCAUCGCCGCGAACGCCCCGAACCGACCGUCGGAGCGAAUCGGAUCGGCGAAGAGAGCGAGAGACGAUGGAGAGCGCGUCGGAGAUGGUGCCCUUCCCGUUGCUGCAGACGCCGAUCGAAUCGAACUACAGGGCCUGCACGAUCCCGUACCGGUUCCCCUCCGACAACCCGAAGAGGCCCACCCCGACCGAGCUCACCUGGAUCGAUCUCUUCUACAACUCCAUUCCCUCCUUCAAAAAACGAGCGGAGAGCGAUCCUACCAUCCCUGAUGCCCCUGUUAGAGCCCAAAAAUUCGCUGAAAGGUACGGUGCAAUAUUAGAGGACCUUAAGAAAGAUCCAGAAAGUCAUGGCGGGCCUCCUGAUUGCAUUCUUCUGUGCAGACUAAGAGAGCAGGUUCUCCGAGAGUUGGGCUUCCGAGACAUAUUCAAAAAAGUUAAGGAUGAAGAGAAUGCAAAGGCCAUAUCCCUUUUCAGUGAUGUAGUUAAUCUUAAUGAUGCAAUUGAAGACGAAGGCCAGCGUUUGGAAAAUCUGAUUAGAGGAAUGUUUGCAGGAAACAUCUUUGAUCUUGGAUCUGCACAGUUUUUGAAGCUCGCAGAGGUUUUCUCCAAGGAUGGGAUGUCCUUUUUGGCUAGUUGCCAGAAUCUUCUCCCGCGACCUUGGGUUAUUGAUGAUUUAGACAUUUUUAAAUUGAAGUGGAGCAAAAAAUCCUGGAAGAAGGCUAUCAUAUUUGUUGAUAACUCUGGUGCAGAUAUCAUUUUGGGUAUUUUGCCGUUUGUCAGAGAAUUACUUCGUCGUGGGACUCAGGUUGUGCUUGCUGCUAAUGACUUGCCAUCUAUUAAUGAUGUCACCUACCCUGAACUAAUUGAGAUUAUAUCCAAGCUGAAGGAUGAGAAUGGGAAGUUAAUGGGUGUUGAUGCUUCAAACCUCUUGAUUGCUAACUCUGGGAAUGAUUUGCCUGUUAUUGAUCUUACACGAGUAUCACAAGAGCUAGCUUUUCUGGCAGCGGAUGCAGAUCUAGUUAUUAUGGAAGGAAUGGGCCGUGGGAUAGAGACUAACCUAUAUGCACAGUUUAAAUGUGAUUCUCUCAAAAUUGCAAUGGUGAAACAUCUGGAGGUUGCUCAGUUUCUUGGAGGACGGCUUUAUGAUUGCGUCUUCAAGUACAGCGACGUAUCGGGUUGAUGGGAGAUUUCUUUCUGCACCAUUCACCAAAUCGCAUUAUAUCUAUGAAUUAUUUGAUCCGAGCUCUUGCCUGAAGAAUAUUCUUCCUUGAGGAGGAUUCUGACUGCAAAAUUGCAGAGGCAUGAAACCAUCAUGUACUGUGUAUGGACGGCCAUCUUCUGAAUUCCACAGAAUCCUUAUUCAAAGUCAUGGAUGUUCUAGCACAUGCGCAUGCAUGCAUUAUGUACGCUACAAAAGGAAAUAUUUUGCACACGAU